Molecule: messenger RNA, 1295 nt
Organism: Coccomyxa subellipsoidea C-169
Lineage: Eukaryota; Viridiplantae; Chlorophyta; Trebouxiophyceae; Coccomyxaceae
Exons: 8
Coding region: 120-1295 (391 amino acids)
Cellular component (GO): membrane
Molecular function (GO): prenyltransferase activity
Source: RefSeq, a predicted model, not a curated record
CGACAUGCCGCUUGGGCAAAAUAAUGCGAUCAUACGAAGUGUAUAAGUCUGCUCAGAUGGAUAUCUCGCGCUCAUGCGUGUAGCAAUCAGCAGUGUUCAAGCGGGCCAAGAGCGCCAGUAUGCUCUCGCUGCGGGUGAAGGGGCCUGCAAAUAACUGUGGAAGGCUAGAUAAUCGGUUAUCAGACCCCCAGUGGCAGGCGAAAUUCUGUCCUGCUCGCCAUCUCAGCAAUGCCCACCUAUUUCAACAGCAGAAAAGAUCACAGCAGGCCUCACAGCAUGCAGCGAAUCUAAGGACGAGGAGGCAGAAUAUCUCAUGCACAGCUAUAAAUCGUCACUUGGUGGUGCACGAGGAUGCCGGCGUGUCACUACCUUUGGAAGAAGGCCUUGCUGAGGCGCCUCAGAAGCUGGAUGCUCUGUACCGCUUCUCGCGGCCCCACACCAUGUUGGGCACCUUCAUCAGCGUGUGUUCAGUGUCAGCGCUAGCUGUGGGGCCCACUGGAUGGACAGGACAAGCGUUCAUUGUCUUGCUCCAGGCGCUUGUUCCAGCGCUGCUGAUGAAUGUCUCCAUAGUUGGGCUAAAUCAGAUCUUUGAUGUGCCCAUCGACAAAAUCAAUAAGCCCUACCUGCCCCUGGCCUCAGGGGAGUUUUCCAUGAGGACCGGCAUUGCACUGGUUGUGGGGACUGGCAGCUUGGCGCUUGUGAUGGGAUUUCUGACAAAUUCUCCACCAUUGCUAGCCACCCUUGUAGGGAGUCUGCUGCUCGGCAUUGCGUACUCCACAGACCUGCCCUUCCUGAGAUGGAAACAAUACCCUGUGAUUGCAGCUGCCUGCAUCCUGGCAGUCAGGGCAGUCAUGGUGCAGCUGGGGUUCUUCUUUCACAUGAAGACGGCACUGGGAGCACAGACAGUGGCACUGACUCGCCCCCUCAUCUUUGCCAUAUCCUUCAUGCUCUUCUUCUCGAUCGUGAUCGCCCUUUUCAAAGACAUUCCAGACGUGAAGGGCGAUGCACAGGAGGGUGUGCGGACACUGAGUGUGCGAGCUGGCGUUGAGACAGUGUUCUGGACAUGCAUCGUCCUCAUGGAGGUUGCAUAUGCUGGUGCCAUUGGCGUGGGCCUGAUGUCACCGGUCAUGUGGAGCAAGGCGGUCACUGUUGCAGCACACACGCUCAUGGGACUGUUGCUAUUAUGGCGUGCCAAACGGACCGACCUCAACAGCAGCUCAGCCAUAUAUAAGUGUUACAUGUUCACGUGGAAAUUGUUUUAUGCCGAGUACCUCCUGAUUCCUUUCUUGUGCUGA